Molecule: messenger RNA, 2175 nt
Organism: Oreochromis aureus
Lineage: Eukaryota; Metazoa; Chordata; Actinopteri; Cichliformes; Cichlidae
Product: ras-related protein Rab-37-like
Exons: 9
Coding region: 160-894 (244 amino acids)
Cellular component (GO): endosome; Golgi apparatus
Molecular function (GO): GTPase activity; GTP binding
Source: RefSeq, a predicted model, not a curated record
GAAGAGAGGAGGAGAGAAGAAAGCGAGCUGAGGGCUGUGAGACGAAGGAGAGGACGGGUCGGCUGAAGCGAGAGUGCGAGCUUUACCAGCUUUUUAUUUAUUUCCUCCGCAAUCCUCGACUCUUUCAUAAAGAAGCCUGCGAAGUGAAGGACUCUCAGGAUGGAGCGGAUGGAGUCAAUGGAGCCGAUCUCGGCAUACUACACCACUGCUUACCCAGAGAUCCAACCAGACAGUACUUACGGAUCCAGAGAGACAACCGAGAGCCAGGCAAUGACUCCACCACCUCCAACAUAUGACGAGGAGUUGGUGCACAAGACAAUCCUGGUUGGGGACAGUGGUGUGGGGAAGACAUCUCUGCUGGUGCAGUUUGAUCAGGGCAAGUUCAUCCCUGGCUCGUUCUCUGCCACAGUGGGCAUCGGAUUCACAAAUAAAGUGGUGACUGUGGAUAACGUAAAGGUCAAACUGCAGAUAUGGGACACAGCAGGACAGGAAAGGUUCAGAAGUGUGACACAUGCGUAUUACAGAGAUGCACACGCUUUGCUCCUGUUGUAUGACAUCACCAGCAAAUCAUCUUUUGACAACAUUAGAGCAUGGUUAACAGAGAUCCACGAGUAUGCACAGAGCAAUGUAGUCAUCAUGUUGCUGGGCAACAAGGCCGAUAUGAGCAGUGACCGAGCGAUCAGGAGAGAUGAAGGAGAGAGGCUGGCCAGAGAGUAUUCAGUUCCUUUCAUGGAGACAAGUGCCAAGACAGGGGUCAAUGUAGAUCUGGCCUUCACUGCUGUGGCCAAGGAGCUGAAGCAUCGGGCCAUCCAGCAUCCCAGUGAACCCAAGUUCCAGAUACAUGAAUAUAUUGAGGCACAGAAGGAGAAGUCAGGCUGCUGCAGCUACUUUUAAAACUUAUCUCCCUACUCCUCCUCCUCCCAUAGCUCUGGGCGAACAGACUGUCAGAGACACAUUACUGAGUGGGAGGAAGCCCUGUAUCACUGCUGCUCACAAAAUGUUACACUGCCAUUCAUUCAAGACUAAAAGCCAAACAUACAUCAGUGGAUUAAACGUGCUACAGACCCACACAAGUUUUCUUUAGCUGAAUACCUCCAACUCUUCAGACAUCAGUUUGCACUACUGAUGCUUUCUAAAGUAUAUUCAAGGAAAGAAUAGUUAUUUAUUUGAUAUGUAACAAAAUAUACCCUCCGGCAAUUUUCCUUUUCUUUAUUUUUAAAUUAAAUGAUCAAUAUUAGUCUCUUGUGUUUGUUUUGUUAAUGCAGUUGCAGUCAAGAGUUAGUCAAUCUGGAAGCAGGACCAAACAGCUAGCCUGACCCUGUCACAAACCACCUACAAUUCCAUAACGUGGUUUUUCUCAUUUGCUUGAGAAAAACCAUGAACCAUGCUAACAGACAAUGUAUCUUAGCCUGUUACCAUGAGAACUUUUACUAAUUUGGAUUAAACACAGUGCAACCAAUGCUAAAGGAGCCUUUCAUUUAGAGAAUAUUUGGUUAUAAAUCCAAUUAAAAACCUUUUAAUGACAUUUUACAUGCAUCUUCUAUUUUUUAAAUUGUAUUUAUUUAUUUAUUUAUGUAUUUUUGCAUAGCUUAGCACCAUACUAAAAACACAGAUAUAUAAUUGAUGUCAGUGUUAUGCCUCACUGUUAAUAAGUAAUUAUAAUAAAUUAUAAUUAUCUAUAUAAAAUUUAUUUUCCCUUGGUGAAGUUAUGUGAUUCAUUUUUCUUUUGAACAGUUAUUUUUGUUAAUAUUUUCUGUUGUUUCCUCACAUGUGGACAGUAAGGUGCUAGGCUGGUUAGCGCUUUUGCCUCACAACAACAAGGUUACUGGUUCAAGCUCUGGUUGGGAUCAUUCUCUGUAGAGUUUGCAUGUUCUCCUGUGCCUGUGAUGAUUUUUCUCAUGCAUAUUGGGUUAACUGGUAUUUCUAAACUAACUGCAGACCGUAUGUAAGGUAGUUAAACUACUAGGGGCAUGCAGAAUAAACAUUGGCAUGCAGAGCAAUGCAUCUGUGAACUGUAUCUCUGGGAGGAGGAUUGCUGUGAAGAGCAAACAUUUGAUACUAAGUACUUGAGUUGUUGUCUGUUAUUUAGGGGAGCGUUAUGUACAUACAGCAUGAGGUGAAUAUUUUGAUAUGGUGUUAUACUGUGCACCCUUGAGUCACCCUUGUAAUGGUUGC